Molecule: messenger RNA, 2417 nt
Organism: Thalassophryne amazonica
Lineage: Eukaryota; Metazoa; Chordata; Actinopteri; Batrachoidiformes; Batrachoididae
Exons: 10
Coding region: 105-1964 (619 amino acids)
Source: RefSeq, a predicted model, not a curated record
UAAUUGUGACAGGGAGCUGUGUGGGCGAAGAAAAAGAGCAGCGCAGCGAAUGUCGUUUCUUUGAGCUGUUCGUCAUUUGGUGUUUGGUUUGUUCAGUUGUAAAAAUGGUCCGACCUCAUUUUGGCCCACCUCGCUUAAAGUCCAGACCCUACGAAGAUGGUCACGGAAGCGGAUCUCAUGAAGGUCGUCGAGCAUCCCAGGGCUAUUCGGGUAAAGCUCCCUUCCACUGGAAAGACUCUAGAGGACGAGGUCGACCCCCAGUUGCCAGAAGAGUCCCACUAAUGGCAGAGCAAAGGGAGCCACGAUUCAAUCACUGGAGGUCCCACAAUCAGGAUUCAGGAUUCCAGCCAUACCCUCCAAAAAUGGUACCACACCACAGCCAGAGGAGGCCUCCCUCAUCUAGGCCAACACGAUCCCCCCAUGCCCAGCAUCAGUCAUCCUUCCGCAUUCCUGCAAGGGGGCCCCCAGGUCAAAGGGGCCCACCUUUCCACGGACCCCCAUCAGGUCACAGGUCACCCUCACCAAGGCAUUUCCGCAGCCACCCAGAUGACAGGAGGCCAAGUUCUACAAUGCCAUAUCGGGGUUCUUUCAGAGGCCCUAGAAGGCAGUCUGCAUUUCCCUAUCCACAGCAGCAGGGCCGCGAUUCUCGUGGGAAUUACGGUCCCAGAAUGAGGCCGUAUGAACCCUCAGACCGUGAUGGAAAGCGUUGGAAUGAGUCUGGAGCAUUUUCUCACCUUCACAAAGAAGAACAUGGGACUUCUGGGUCUCAGAGGAACCCCAGGGAGCUGCACGGGAGAGGCUCAUGUCCAGAGAGGUGGUCAUCUGAUCAAGAUUCCAGACGUCAGCGUGGUGGAGUGGACAGGCAGGGCAGCAGAUCACACAGUAGAGAGAAGACACAAGAUGCCCAUUCUCAUCCUCCAUCUUUUAGAGCACCCUCAUGGAAAGGAGGCCCAUCAUCAUCAUCAUCAUCAUCCUUCCAUAAGAGCCCCCCGGAGAGGCAUGAUCCAGGACCUCGCAAAAGGAGGGUGUCAGACAUCAGUCUGCCUUCCACAGAUUCUGCAGUGGAUUAUGGUCCCCCAAAACAUCCCAGGACAGAGAGGCCUCAGGUCCUCAAAGUCCCCAGGACAUUUGGUGGUAAACCUUUGUCCCUCAGGGAGAAAAGCAUCUUAAUGAAGAGCAAACAAAUAAGAACAGCGUCUCUGAUGAGGUUGAGAAUACCUCCAACUGUUAAACUCAAGCCUCAGUUAGGUGAGUCUGCUUCACAGGAAAGCAUCAGCUCUGUCCUUGCCAUCAGGAAGAAACGAUUCCAGACAAAUGCAGCCCCUCUGAGAAAGUUGGAACCAAGAAGAGAAAAACAUCAGUCUCCAUCUAGACUAGAAGGCAGUACAAGCAAGUCUUCAAGAACCUCUGGUUCUCGCAAAGAACAGGUGGAGUCUCGCCGGUCCUUGAGCACUCACAGAUCUUCUCCCAUAGAGAAACAUCUGAGUGACCUUGUCGUCGUGUCCCAUUGGCAAGCAGGGCCAAGCUCCACCUCCAAGGACAGUUCCCCACUGAAGGGUCGCAGCUCCAAGUCAAAGACUGACCACAAUUCUGGUGCAAAUGUACCACCAAAUAGACUGUCAAGGACUGAGUCCAGACCAUCAUUUGACGACCGUAAAAGAAGCUUUUUGGAUAAGAGGAUAUUUAGACCAUUUAAUGUGAUGCAGGACAGCUACAGGUCUGGUAGACCCUUCAGGAGACCAGGACCCAUGCAGAGACCAAGGUUAACUGGUGGUCCAAGGAGACUGGUUCCUGAACUGUCUGGAAAUGUGAGGAAGCCACUCAUGGAAAGCAUAGUGCCACGUCCCUUUCCAUAUCAGAGGCCAGCAUUUAGAAGAAGUCACAUUAUCAUGUCCAAAUACCGUAACAUGAGAAUGAUGCGCCAGCGUGCACCAUUCAGCCGAGGACCCAGCCAACGCUGGUGAUAACCUCUGGUUUCUCAUUCUUCCCUUGUGAUAACUGGUGACCACAGGAACAAGAAGUGAACUGCACCACCUGUUUUUUUCACACGAUGUCGUAACCCUCAUACUUUAUGGAAGUGCUUUGUGUUUCUUCUUUAAAAUUUGCUUCUGGUAAAGUGUUUCAGAUGUACUUUGUUGUAGGAUAUUUGUAAAUGGUAACCCAACACUACCAUCAUGUUCUUGCUGGUUUUUGGAGUAAAUCCUUGUUUUCUUAAUCUACAUUAUGCUUAAAAAUAGUUUUAUCGUUUGUUUACCAAUCAGUUUCAGGUUUGUGGAGUUGAAAUGUUUAUGUAAUAUUUUUCUUUUUGAUCUGUCAUAAAAAAAAACCCAACAAAAAAACUGCAGCUUGUAAAAUGUUUGGCUUCAGCAGUCAAGACUGUAAGCAUUUUGAGACAUGAAAUAAAGUCAGCUUGAACA